AUGAUGUUGAAAGUAAUGUUAAAAAAGCUCCUGUUCAUCAGUCCACGAUACUCUCACUUUCUGUUUGGCAUUCUUUGUGGGUGGAUUCUUUCACGAGUGGCGUACUUUUGGUCAACAACCGGGGGCACAUAUCUUGAAACUACCGGCUGGAUUACGGGCCGUAAUCGGUUAUCAAACCACCAAUCUGCUGUUAUCAACAUGACCGAAAGUGUACGCGUGCUGUGCUGGGUCAUGACCGCGCCUGCCAAUCAUCAGGAUAAAGUCGUCCACAUUAAAGCUACCUGGGGUGCGCGUUGCAACAAACUGCUGAUCAUGAGUUCCGUGGAAGAUGCCGAUAUUGGCAGCAUUGCGUUGCCCGUUGAGGAAGGUCGGGAGAACCUUUGGAAUAAGACGCGGGAAGCGUUCCGAUACAUUUACGAGCAUCACCUGGAGGAGUACGAUUGGUUCUUCAAGGCGGACGACGACACGUACGUGGUGGUGGAGAACCUGCGAUAUUUUCUCUAUCCGUAUUCACCGGAGCUGCCCAUCUACUUUGGCAGUAAGUUUCGCUAUCCGGAGUUCGUGAAGCAAGGUUAUUUUUCUGGUGGCGCUGGAUAUGUGCUAAGCAGGGAAGCAGUAAGACGCUUUUACGAACAGUCACUGCAGGAUGAGGAGCAUUGCUCAGCUGCGCUUCAGACUGAGGAUCUUGAGAUGGGCAAAUGUAUGGAGAGUGUGAAUGUAACGGCAGGCGAUUCGCGUGAUGAUUACGGCCGGAAGCGAUUCCUACCCCUAGAUCCCGUCUUACAUCUGACCGAUUCGUUGGCAGAAUAUCCUGACUUUUGGUACUACAAUUACUCGUACUACGAACCACUGUAUGGGAAGAGCUGCUGCUCGGAUCUUGCCAUCAGCUUUCAUUACAUAUCGGGCAAAACUAUGCACAUGAUGGACUAUCUGAUCUACGAUCUACAUGCGUGGGGUUCACACUAUCGCUCACCGCCACUGGCUAAACGGAAAACGCCGAAGGAAGCAAUGGUCGUUGCAGGACCGUAUCCCUUAAGUACUUUUCGUCCAGAAACAGAGACGAGCACGCAUGAACUAACCAAGGAAACGUCUCACACAGCAUCCUUCUCUGUUGAGUCAUAG
Messenger RNA from Anopheles marshallii, 1122 nucleotides. RefSeq names its product glycoprotein-N-acetylgalactosamine 3-beta-galactosyltransferase 1-like. NCBI's taxonomy places the organism in Eukaryota, Metazoa, Arthropoda, Insecta, Diptera, Culicidae. Gene Ontology annotation, molecular function: N-acetylgalactosaminide beta-1,3-galactosyltransferase activity. Gene Ontology annotation, cellular component: membrane. The transcript is spliced from 3 exons. The record is from RefSeq and is a predicted model, not a curated record. The coding region runs from base 1 to 1122 and encodes 373 amino acids.